Tinamus guttatus (white-throated tinamou) is the source of this 1548-nucleotide messenger RNA. It is a transcript of the gene ODR4, whose product is annotated as odr-4 GPCR localization factor homolog. Gene Ontology annotation, cellular component: endomembrane system. Lineage: Eukaryota; Metazoa; Chordata; Aves; Tinamiformes; Tinamidae. The record is from RefSeq and is a predicted model, not a curated record. Gene Ontology annotation, biological process: intracellular protein localization.
UAAGCCUGCAGUAAUGGGUAGAACUUACAUUGUUGAGGAGGCUGUUGGGCAAUAUCUCUCAGACCUCAGUGCAAAACUAAAGCCUUAUGUCACAGGCCUGCUAAUAGGACAGUGUUCCUCUCAAAGAGACUAUGUAAUUCGGGCUGUUCGAACACCUCCAAAGGAAGAGCAAGAUGAAAGCAACAUAAAUCCUUCAAAGCUGGCAUCCAUUGAUGAAGAGUGGGUAACUGCACAUGCCAGCCAGGUUUCUCGAAUGCUUCCUGGAGGCUUGUUAGUUCUCGGUGUGUUUAUUAUUGCAACUCCAGAACUGGCAAAAGACAGUCAAAGUGCUUUGCGCAAGCUCAUCUUCUCAGUGGAAAAGUCUAUGAUGAAAAGGCGACUCUGGAAACCUGGUGAAGAUGAGGUCUCAGACAGAGCAGCUCUUCAAGUUUGUUCUACUACAAAGAAAAUAGUUUGCCGAACUUAUGAUGUACAGGAUCCAAAGAGUUCAGCUAAACCAGCAGAUUGGAAAUACCAGAGUGCUGUGUCUGCUUGCUGGCUGGCUUUGGAUUGCACAGUGAACGUUAAUAUUCACAUUCCACUUCUUGCUACUUCACCUAACCACGACUUGGAGAAGAAUACCAAGAAUGGCUUAAAUCGAUGGUCAAAACAGAUAGAGGACAGUGUAUUUCUGAUCAAUGGACAAGUCAAAGAUAACGAUACAGAACUCGUGGAAGGUCUGAAAAAGUUAAGAGGAAGUACUCAGUCCAGCACUCACUUCUCUGAUGUCAAAGUUCUUACACAACUGUCCCAGGUUUCGAGCCAUAGAUCAACAGCUACAGUCCAGGUCUGCAGUGGUUCCAUAAAUCUCAAAGGUGCUGUGAAAUGCAGAGCCUACAUCCAUAACAGCAAGCCAAAAGUUAAAGAAGCUGUUCAGGCUUUGAAAAGAGACAUAAUAAACACACUAAGUGAUCGUUGUGAAAUACUGUUUGAAGAUCUCAUUAUAAAUGAAGGACUUGACAAAAAAAAUUUUGAGAGGGAAUAUCGUGUUUUACCUCAGAGACUAUUUGUCCCUGUUGCUGGAUCCAGUGUGAUGCUCAGUGAUUAUAAGUUUCGUGACGAGGCCGCUGGAGAAAUUCAGGAACGUUUUGUUGAGAUGUUGGAUCAAGCUGUGCAAGCUGAAGAUAUCCAUAUAGCAGAGGAAGCUAGCACAGUUGAUAUUUGUCCAGUUACUGACAACACGGAUGACACACAACAGAAACAACUGACAAAAGCAACACUGCUGUUGAAACUUCAGCAAAAUAUGGGUGUGGUAAUAGCAGCUGCAGUUGCAGUCUUUGCAUCAAUCUUCUCUUUUAACUACUUCAGUGACUAAACUCAAGCAAAUGGAGCCUCAUGGAAAUAUUGACCAGUAAUCACGCUUAUACAAGGUGGAAACAUCUGGGUUUAAUGUCCUAGUAACUAAGAAUUGGUGCCUAAAUAUCACCAGUUAGGUGUGCAAUAUAAAUUAUAAUGAUACAUCCAGUUACCUUGUUCCAGUAUGCAGUUGUGGUAGGUGAAUCAAGUUUA